Molecule: messenger RNA, 1029 nt
Organism: Insectozyma verbasci
Lineage: Eukaryota; Fungi; Ascomycota; Pichiomycetes; Serinales; Debaryomycetaceae
Source: the annotation of a GenBank genome assembly
AUGAGAUCUCUAUCAAUACAAUCUUGUUCUCAAUUACCAAACGCAAGACGACCUCAAUUUAUAAAAUCAAAUAAUUUAUAUAAUUUAAUUUGGAAUUCACCGUUAAAAAAUGUUUUCAUUGUUAAAAAACCAAAAGAUUUAAAUGUUAAAAAUGCAAUGAUUGAAUUUAUAAAUUACCUUGGUCAAGAUUACCCUAGUGUUAAUAUUAUAAUAAAUGAAGAUGUAGUAGAGGAACUUGGAGAACUUAAUUAUACGGUUUACACUGGAUCAUCUCAAGAUAUUGUUGAUAAAACAGAUAUGUUAAUUACUUUAGGUGGUGAUGGUACAAUUUUACAUGGAGUUAGUUUAUUUUCAAAUAGUUCAGUACCACCAGUAUUAUCAUUUGCAAUGGGUACAUUAGGAUUUUUAUUACCAUUUGAUUUUAAAAAUUUUAAACAAUGUUUUUCAAUGGUUUAUGAAAAUAGAUCAAAAGCUUUGCAUAGAAAUAGACUAGAAUGUCAUGUUUAUCGAGAGAAAAAGACGGAAAAUCGAGAAAUGAUUCAUGCGAUGAAUGAAAUUACAAUACAUAGAGGUAGUUUACCAAAUUUAACUGCAUUAGAUAUUUAUAUUGAUAAUGAAUUUUUCACAACUACCAAUUCUGAUGGUAUAAUUUUUUCUACACCAACAGGUUCAACAGCUUAUUCAUUAUCAUCAGGUGGAUCAAUAACUCAUCCAAAUGUACCAUGUAUAUUAUUAACCCCAAUAUGUCCAAGAUCAUUAUCAUUUAGACCAUUAAUUUUACCAAGUGCAUCAGAUAUAAUGAUUAAAUUAUCAGACAAUAAUCGAAAUAAAAAUAUUGAAUUAAUAAUUGAUGGGAUAUCACAAAAUGAUUUACAACCGGGAGAUGAAUUGCAUAUAACAUCUGAGAGUAUUGGUAAUGAUGAUUUAAAUGGGAUUUGGUGUGUAGCAACAGAUCGAAACCAGUGGGCAAAGGAUAUAAAUAGUUUAUUAGGGUUUAAUAAUCUGUUUAAAAACAAAGGGAAGAUAUAA